This is a messenger RNA of Parus major (Great Tit), 10756 nucleotides long. It is a transcript of the gene CACNA1C, whose product is annotated as calcium voltage-gated channel subunit alpha1 C. The transcript is spliced from 50 exons. Lineage: Eukaryota; Metazoa; Chordata; Aves; Passeriformes; Paridae. Gene Ontology annotation, biological process: calcium ion import across plasma membrane. Bases 479 to 7054 code for a protein of 2191 amino acids. Gene Ontology annotation, cellular component: voltage-gated calcium channel complex; membrane. The record is from RefSeq and is a predicted model, not a curated record. Gene Ontology annotation, molecular function: high voltage-gated calcium channel activity.
CUGUGCUCUCUCUUCCUCUGCAGAAACAGCUCCCUGCCAACACAACGCGCUCAGAAUGGCUUUGAAGAGGAGGAGCAGCAGCGUUUGAACAUCUCCCUUUUUUUUUUUUGCCUCUUCCUCCUGUUGUUGCUCUUGUAGUUGGUGGAUUUUAAAAAGACAUUUAACCCUCAGAGGUUUGUCCUGGAUGCUUUUGCUUUUUUUCCUUUUUUUUCGCCCCCCCUCUGUCGUUUCCCCCCUUCCUGUUCUUUUUUAUGGUUUAACAGCCAGAGGUGCUGUGCUAAAUUCUUGGAAGGGGCCCGGAUGUACUGAGGAUGCAUUGCAAUUUCACUAAAGGAGGCAGUAGUGGAAAGGAUCAGGUUUUGGUGUUUGAUGCAAUAAUGGGAAUCAGGUAAUAAUAAAAGGGGAAAUUCUGCAGCUCCGUUCUUCCUUGAAUUUUACCAAGCCGAUUUUCGGAGGGAUUAUUCUGGACUCGUUUUAAAUGGUCAAUGAAAACAAGAGGAUGUACAUUCCAGAAGAAAACCAUCAAGGUUCCAACUAUGGGAGUCCCCGUCCGGCUCACGCCAACAUGAACGCCAACGCGGCGGCGGGGCUGGCCCCGGAGCACAUCCCCACGCCGGGGGCAGCCCUGUCCUGGCAGGCUGCCAUCGAUGCUGCCAGGCAGGCCAAGCUGAUGGGCAGUGCUGGCAACGCCACCAUUUCCACGGCCAGCUCCACGCAGAGGAAGAGGCAGCAGUACGGCAAGCAGAAGAAGCAGGGCAGCACCACGGCCACGCGCCCGCCGCGCGCGCUGCUGUGCCUGACGCUGAAGAAUCCCAUCCGGAGAGCGUGCAUCAGCAUCGUCGAAUGGAAACCAUUUGAAAUAAUUAUUUUACUGACUAUUUUUGCCAAUUGUGUGGCCUUAGCUAUCUAUAUCCCCUUUCCAGAAGAUGAUUCCAAUGCCACCAAUUCCAAUCUGGAACGAGUGGAAUAUCUCUUUCUCAUAAUUUUUACAGUGGAAGCAUUUUUAAAAGUAAUAGCAUACGGACUUCUCUUUCACCCCAACGCUUACCUCCGCAAUGGCUGGAAUUUACUAGAUUUUAUAAUUGUGGUAGUAGGGCUUUUUAGUGCAAUUUUAGAACAAGCAACCAAAGCAGAUGGGGGGAAUUCGAUAGGAGGAAAAGGUGCCGGAUUUGAUGUUAAAGCACUGCGGGCUUUCCGAGUAUUACGUCCACUACGGCUGGUGUCUGGAGUUCCUAGUCUCCAGGUGGUUUUAAAUUCAAUUAUCAAGGCCAUGGUCCCUUUGUUGCAUAUUGCCCUGCUGGUGCUGUUUGUCAUUAUUAUCUAUGCCAUCAUUGGACUGGAGUUAUUCAUGGGGAAGAUGCAUAAGACCUGCUACCAUGUGCAAGGGGGACUGAUAGAUACACCUGCGGAGGACGACCCGUCUCCGUGUGCCCCCCAGUCUGCCCACGGGCGGCAGUGUCAGAACGGCACCGAGUGCAAGGCGGGCUGGGAGGGACCUAAGCACGGCAUCACCAACUUUGACAAUUUUGCUUUUGCCAUGCUCACGGUGUUUCAGUGCAUCACCAUGGAGGGCUGGACCGAUGUGCUGUACUGGGUCAAUGAUGCCAUAGGAAGGGACUGGCCCUGGAUCUAUUUUGUUACACUAAUCAUCAUAGGGUCAUUUUUUGUACUUAACUUGGUUCUCGGUGUACUUAGCGGGGAGUUUUCCAAAGAAAGAGAAAAGGCUAAAGCUCGAGGGGAUUUCCAGAAGCUACGGGAAAAGCAACAGCUAGAGGAGGAUCUGAAGGGAUACUUAGAUUGGAUAACUCAAGCAGAAGAUAUUGAUCCAGAAAAUGAAGAUGAAGGCAUGGAUGAGGAGAAGCCUCGAAACAUGAGCAUGCCCACCAGCGAGACCGAGUCCGUCAACACCGACAACGUCCCCGGAGCGGACAUGGAGGGCGAGAACUGCGGCGCCAGGCUGGCGCAUCGGAUCUCAAAAUCAAAAUUUAGUCGCUACUGGCGCCGAUGGAACCGAUUCUGCAGAAGGAAGUGCCGUGCUGCUGUCAAGUCCAAUGUUUUCUAUUGGCUGGUGAUCUUCCUCGUGUUUCUCAACACCCUCACCAUUGCCUCUGAGCACUACAACCAGCCAGACUGGCUCACAGAGGUCCAAGACACUGCCAACAAGGUGCUGCUAGCUCUUUUCACGGCAGAGAUGCUGCUGAAGAUGUACAGCCUCGGUCUCCAGGCCUACUUUGUGUCCCUCUUCAACCGCUUUGACUGCUUCAUCGUGUGCGGGGGCAUCCUGGAAACCAUCCUGGUGGAGACAAAGAUCAUGUCACCCCUGGGCAUUUCGGUUUUGAGAUGUGUCAGGCUCCUAAGGAUAUUUAAAAUCACAAGAUAUUGGAACUCCCUGAGUAAUCUUGUGGCUUCACUCCUGAAUUCAGUCCGCUCCAUUGCCUCCCUGUUGCUGCUCCUCUUCCUCUUCAUCAUCAUCUUCUCACUCCUGGGGAUGCAGCUCUUUGGGGGCAAGUUUAACUUUGAUGAGAUGCAGACCAGGAGGAGUACAUUUGACAACUUCCCUCAGUCCCUCCUGACUGUGUUUCAGAUCCUGACUGGGGAGGACUGGAAUUCGGUGAUGUAUGAUGGGAUCAUGGCUUAUGGCGGCCCCUCUUUUCCAGGAAUGUUGGUCUGUAUUUACUUCAUCAUCCUCUUCAUCUGUGGAAACUAUAUCCUGCUGAAUGUAUUUUUGGCCAUUGCUGUGGACAACCUUGCUGAUGCUGAGAGUUUAACAUCUGCACAGAAAGAGGAGGAAGAGGAGAAAGAAAGGAAAAAGCUUGCUAGGACUGCUAGUCCCGAAAAGAAACAGGAGAUGGAAAAAACAGCUGUGGAGGAAGAGACAAAGGAGGAGAAAAUUGAGCUGAAAUCGAUCACUGCUGAUGGAGAGUCCCCACCUGCUACCAAGAUCAACGUGGAUGAUUAUCAGCCCAAUGAAAGCGAAGAAAAGAGCCCUUAUCCCACCACAGAAGCACCAGCAGAGGAAGAUGAGGAAGAACCUGAGAUGCCUGUCGGCCCUCGACCUCGCCCGAUGUCUGAGCUGCACCUCAAGGAAAAGGCUGUGCCCAUGCCUGAUGCCAGUGCUUUCUUCAUCUUCAGUCCUAACAACAGGUUCCGUGUCCACUGCCAUCGAAUCGUUAACGAUAACAUUUUCACCAACCUGAUCCUAUUUUUCAUCCUGCUCAGCAGCAUCUCCCUGGCAGCUGAGGACCCCGUGAGACACCUCUCCUUUAGGAACCAAAUUCUCUUUUAUUUUGAUAUAGUUUUUACUGUCAUUUUCACCAUUGAAAUUGCUCUGAAGAUCCUAGGCAAUGCAGACUAUGUCUUCACUAGUAUCUUUACAUUAGAAAUUAUUCUUAAGAUGACGGCCUACGGGGCUUUCCUCCACAAGGGCUCCUUCUGCAGGAACUAUUUCAACAUCUUAGACCUGCUGGUGGUCAGCGUUUCUCUCAUCUCCUUUGGGAUCCAGUCCAGUGCGAUUAAUGUGGUGAAGAUCCUGCGUGUUCUGAGGGUCCUUAGACCACUGAGGGCCAUCAACAGAGCCAAAGGACUAAAGCACGUGGUCCAGUGUGUGUUUGUCGCCAUCAGAACCAUCGGGAACAUUGUGAUUGUCACCACUUUGCUGCAGUUCAUGUUUGCCUGCAUUGGAGUCCAGCUGUUCAAGGGCAAGCUGUACAGCUGCACUGACAGCUCCAAGCAGACAGAAGCAGAGUGCAGAGGGUACUACAUCACCUACAAGGAUGGGGAGGUCAGCCAGCCCAUGAUACAGCCCCGCAGCUGGGAGAACAGCAAGUUCGACUUCGACAACGUCCUGACUGCCAUGAUGGCCCUCUUCACCGUCUCCACCUUCGAGGGCUGGCCAGAGUUGCUGUAUAGGUCCAUUGAUUCCCACAUGGAGGAUGUGGGACCCAUCUAUAAUCACAGGGUUGAGAUCUCCAUCUUCUUUAUUAUCUACAUCAUCAUCAUUGCUUUCUUCAUGAUGAACAUCUUCGUUGGUUUCGUCAUCGUCACAUUUCAGGAACAAGGAGAACAAGAGUACAAGAACUGUGAGCUGGACAAAAACCAGCGCCAGUGUGUAGAGUAUGCCCUGAAAGCCCGGCCCCUGCGGAGAUACAUCCCUAAAAACCAGUACCAGUACAAAGUUUGGUACGUGGUCAACUCCACCUAUUUUGAAUACCUGAUGUUCGUUCUGAUCCUGCUGAACACCAUCUGCCUGGCCAUGCAACACUAUGGUCAGAGCUGCAUGUUCAAGGAAGCCAUGAAUAUCCUCAACAUGCUCUUCACUGGCCUCUUCACCGUGGAGAUGGUCCUGAAAUUAAUCGCCUUCAAACCCAAGGGUUACUUUAGUGAUCCUUGGAAUGUUUUUGACUUCCUCAUCGUAAUUGGCAGCAUUAUAGACGUCAUUCUCAGUGAAACUAAUCACUAUUUCUGUGAUGCAUGGAAUACAUUUGACGCCUUGAUUGUUGUGGGUAGCAUUGUUGAUAUAGCAAUCACCGAGGUGAACCCAGCUGAACAUACCCAAUGCUCUUCCUCUAUGAACGCAGAGGAAAACUCUCGCAUCUCAAUCACCUUCUUCCGACUCUUCCGCGUGAUGCGCCUGGUGAAGCUCCUGAGCCGAGGGGAGGGCAUCCGGACGCUGCUCUGGACCUUCAUCAAGUCCUUCCAGGCUCUCCCCUACGUGGCUCUUUUAAUAGUGAUGCUGUUCUUCAUCUACGCUGUGAUUGGGAUGCAGGUGUUCGGUAAAAUCGCGCUGAACGACACCACAGAAAUCAACCGCAACAAUAACUUCCAGACCUUCCCCCAGGCAGUGCUGCUGCUUUUCAGGUGUGCCACAGGUGAGGCCUGGCAGGAAAUCAUGCUGGCAUGUCUCCCGGACAAGAAGUGUGACCCAGAGUCGGAGCCGGCCAACUCCACGGAAGCCGAUCACUCCUGUGGCAGCAGCUUCGCCGUCUUCUAUUUCAUCAGCUUCUACAUGCUCUGUGCCUUCCUGAUCAUCAAUCUUUUUGUAGCUGUUAUAAUGGAUAACUUCGAUUACCUGACACGGGACUGGUCCAUUUUAGGACCACACCACCUGGAUGAGUUUAAAAGGAUCUGGGCAGAGUAUGACCCUGAAGCUAAGGGACGGAUCAAACACUUGGAUGUGGUGACGCUGCUCCGGCGGAUCCAGCCCCCGCUGGGCUUCGGGAAGCUCUGCCCUCACCGCGUGGCUUGCAAACGCCUUGUCUCCAUGAAUAUGCCACUGAACAGCGAUGGCACCGUCAUGUUCAAUGCCACUCUCUUUGCACUGGUCAGAACUGCACUGAGGAUCAAGACAGAAGGUAACCUGGAGCAAGCCAACGAAGAGCUGAGAGCAAUAAUUAAGAAAAUCUGGAAGCGCACCAGUAUGAAGCUGCUGGACCAGGUGGUGCCUCCUGCAGGUGAUGACGAGGUGACCGUGGGGAAGUUCUACGCCACUUUCUUGAUCCAGGAGUAUUUCCGGAAGUUCAAGAAGCGCAAGGAGCAGGGGCUGGUGGGGAAGCCCUCGCAGCGCAACGCGCUGUCCUUACAGGCUGGUCUGCGCACACUCCACGACAUCGGGCCCGAGAUCCGACGAGCAAUUUCUGGAGACCUGACAGCUGAAGAGGAGCUGGACAAGGCCAUGAAAGAAGCUGUUUCUGCUGCCUCUGAAGAUGAUAUCUUCCGGAGAGCUGGAGGCUUGUUUGGAAACCACGUGAGCUAUUACCAAAGUGACGGCAGGAGCGGGUUCCCCCAGACUUUCACCACCCAGAGACCUUUGCACAUCAAUAAGUCUGGCAACAACCACGGAGACACCGAGUCUCCAUCUCACGAGAAGCUGGUGGACUCCACCUUCACUCCCAGCAGCUACUCAUCCUCAGGCUCCAAUGCCAACAUCAACAAUGCCAACAACACCGCCCUGUGUCGCUUCCCCAGCCCACCCAGCUACCCCAGCACUGUCAGCACGGUGGAAGGCCAUGGGACCCCCUUGUCACCCACCAUUUGUGUGCAGGAGGCUCCCUGGAAACUCCCAUCCAAAAGGACACAUUACUACGAGGCACUGGGACGCUCCAGUUCCAGAGACAGCCAGCUGGCAAUUGUUUGCCAAGAGGAAGUGUCUCAGGAUGAGACUCAUGAUGAAAAUUUGAAUGAAGACAUUGAGUACUGUAGUGAACCAAGUCUGCUCUCUACCGAAAUGCUUGCAUACCAGGAUGAUGAAAACAGACAACUCACUCCGCCAGAAAACAGCAAAGGAGAGGACACCCGGCCCUCUCCGAAGAAGGGGUUUCUGUGCUCCUCAGCUCUAGGUCGAAGAGCAUCUUUUCACUUAGAGUGUUUGAAAAGACAGAAGAACCAGGGCGUGGAUGUCUCGCAGAAGACAGUCCUGCCUUUGCAUCUGGUCCAUCACCAGGCAUUAGCAGUGGCCGGCCUGAGUCCCCUGCUCCAGCGAAGCCAUUCCCCCACCAUGUUCUCUCGGCUGUGUGCUACACCCCCGGCCACGCCCUGCAACCGAGGCUGGCCGCAACAGAGCAUCCCAACGCUGCGCCUCGACGGGGCGGAAUCCUCGGAGAAGCUCAACAGCAGCUUGCCGUCGGUGCACUGCGGCUCCCGGUACCCCGAGGGCGGCGGCAGCCCCAGGAGAGCCCGGCCGGUGUCCCUGACCGUGCCCAGCCCCAGCGCAGGCAGCAGCCGGCAGCUCCACGGCAGCGCCAGCAGCCUGGUGGAAGCGGUCUUGAUUUCGGAAGGACUGAUGCAGUUUGCUCAAGAUCCAAAGUUCAUUGAGGUCACAACCCAGGAGCUCGCAGACGCCUGCGACAUGACGAUAGAAGAGAUGGAAAAUGCAGCAGACAACAUUCUCAAUGGUAACAGCAAGCAGAGCCCCAAUGGCAACCUCUUGCCUUUUGCUAACUGCAGGGACCCAGGGCAGGACAGUGCAGGAGAGGAAGAGGAAGAGGUGCAGAACCCGGAUUGUAGGAUAAGUCAGGAGGAGCUCAAGGACAGCAGGAUUUAUAUCAGCAGCCUGUAGUUGCCAGGGCUGGAAGCGAUGCUGGUUUUUUAUUUGUUUCAAUGUUCCUAAUGGGUUUGUUUCAGAAGUGCCUCACUGUUCUCGUGACCUGGAGUAACCGGAACAGCGUUCUUCAUUCAUUUCUGUUGGGACGAGUCGCAGAGUUGGGUGGUGUAAGAAAGCUUUUCAGGAGCGGAUAUAACCCCAGCACGUGUCCAUGAAGGAAGAGUGAGGAGGAGGAGGAGGAGAAGAAGAGGAGGAGAGCCAGCUCCCUCUUUUUUUCAGUCCCUGCACAAGGAACGCCAGCUGCCUCCGGAGCACCAAGGGGAACCUCAGCUUCCUGUGGAUGGCCCUAGCCAAAAGGACCCUGCGCCAAACGGGUGUCUUUCAACCUUGCUUGUAAAAAUCAUUUUGCACAUAUUCUGUAUGAGCCUCACCGUCUCCAUAAAGCCAAGGCCCUUUGAUUCGGAAGGAGAGGAAGACUUCUGCUGUGGAUUCCCACACGGCCACGGGGAGGAGGAAGCAGGAGAAGCCCGAGGCGCGGCCCAGCUCUGCCGAGACUCAGGCAGCGGCCCCUGCCGGCCAAUCACAGCUCGGGCGGUCACUCGCCAACCAAUCCGAGCUCAGGCAGUCUCCUGCCGGCCAAUCAGAGCUUAGCGCGCCAACUGUGCCAGCCAAUGGGAGAGCAGGCAUGGCCGCGGGGCUGAGGGGCCGCCGGGCCUGUGCAGAGUUAUUCUUGUUUCGCAGUUUGGUAUUUUCUUGAAAGCAUGUUGCAGUUUUUAUUUUGACUAUUUUAUUAUUAUUAUUAUUAUUAUUUUGAGGGAGAAGGGAGUGUUUACAGCGUUUUGUAAUCACCUACCUUUUUUGUUUUGGUUUAUUUUCACCUUUGCAGAUGUUAAAUCGGUUUGAUCAUGUUGUAUUAUUUAAACUGGGGUGGGGGGGUUUUCUCCAUCGGAAUUUGGUAGAAGUAUAAUGAUAGAUGAGUUUUACCAACCAUUAUGUACACCGAGAACUUGUCAUUUUAUUUACUAGCAAACCUUUUUUUUUGUUCGUUUGUCCGUUUGUUGUUGUUUUAUAAUUUAAAAGCUAGUAGGCAAUGCACUUGAUAUAGUCUUGCACAUUUGAGUGAUUGAUUUGGGUUCUCUUUUUAGUGCUCAGUGUAUCUGUGAGAGCGAUGGGCGCGAGUGUGUGUGUGUGUGUGUGUGUGUAGGAGCAGCUCUCCACGUCCUGCGGGAGAUCUGUACCUGGGGCCAUUCGAAUGCAAAAACAAACCACUGUCUCUGCUUUCCAAAAGGGAAUCGGUAACUUUGCAUUUUCUGUUCCACAAGAUAUGCAAAAACAAUGCAAUAAUAUUAAUUUUAAAAUAAAAAUUGUAAGUUGUGUCGGCAUUAAAACUGUAUAGAGAAAAAAAAAAAAUUUACGGGGGUGGGGGGGAGAAACAAAAAAAAAACAAAAACCAGAAGACGUUAACGCUUCGAUAUAUUCCGUGUGAUGUUUUAUUGCAUUGAUAAUGUUUCUGUUGAAGAAACCGUUAUACUUGAAUUCAGGUCAGUUUCAGUAUUUUUCAAAUAUUUUUUUAAAAUGAAUUGCAAUUGUGCCAAGCAAAGAUAAUGAAUUGAAUUAAGUUUGUUUAAAAAAAAAAAGAAAAAAAAAGAAUCACUUCUUGUAUAUUUUGCUGCAUGUCAAGUGAAUCAUUUCGUAUUUGGAAUGUGCCAAGCUUUACCUUUGAACUUUUAAGUGCUUUUUUACGUGUGGUUGGGGAAAGGGUACUAUUUCAUUACUUUUUUUUUUUUCCUUUUUUAAUUUGUACGAUGAACAAAGUGUACCUGGUGUAAGUAACUAUUCUGCAAUCCACUGACAGGUUGAACGUUACUGAUUUUGCAUAUCUUGUGUUCAUUUUCCUUCUUCCUCACUCCCUUUUAACGUGCACGAUGACUUUUAUCGGUAGAGAAUCUUUCUUCCCGAGACUGGGAACAUUUUCUUCAGGCUUUGUUUUCUUUCCUUUUGCUCAGUUCCUCUAAAGGUCUCGUCCCACUCAAGGGUGGCAAGACCCCCAAAGCCCAUUUGGCAGAUCCAUCCUUCACAUUCAGCUGGCACCAGCAAUUGAAGCAGCGAGGGGAAGGGAAAAAAAAAAAAUCUGGCCUCAAAAUUAUUUUAUUAAAUAGCUGAACCCCAUUCAAUUUUAGCAGAGAUAAGAAAGGAAAGAAUCAGAAUAGUUGGGAAAAUAAAGUUAUCUAACCCUGGUCUGGGCUGAAAGCAGAGGGAGAGAGCUGUGGAUCUUUUUUGGGAGAAUUGCUGCAGUCUGGUCAAGAAUGCAGGUGCCAAGUGAGGUUUUGGUGUUUCUGUGCAUGAGCUCAGUCCUUUUCCCAGACUUUAGUGGAUGGGUCAGGUACUAAAGUCACAAAACACCUGGCAGCACAGCAUGUCCCAGCCACAGUUCCUGACUAGUAAGUGUGAAACUCUCACACACCGAUGGUUGGCCCUAACCUCGAGAGAGGCUGAGAAAACAGGCAGGUAUUGUUAGAUUUUAUGCAACUGGUUUUUGUCUAGACUACUGCUGGUUUUUCUCCCUCCUCAGGAUGAUUCACAAACUUGCAGAUGGGUUCUGAGGUGUGAUCUGACUCAGAGCUAAACUUUGAUUCAAAUCUUGAGCUUCUGCAGAUAUCUGAGAACACCCUUCACUGCAUACAUUGAUUACAUUAUUUCUGUAAUGCUCUUGUUUUUCUUCUCAAUUCUCUGGGGCAUGAAGGAGAAAUAGCAAAGGGUAUUUUUGACUGUACUUUUUGAACUGGCCAGUAUCAGCUCAAGGUACCUUGAGAAAAAAAACAAAUACUAGAGAAAUAGGAAUCCAUUUGUAUAAGUAUCUGUAGUCAAAGUCAUAAUUCAAGGCUUCCCUGGAGAAAGUAACCAGGUGAUGAGGGUCAGUCUCAUCCUUUCAUCCCUGGUGCCUUUAUGGAGAUGGGCACACACGUGUGUUUCCCUGUGAGUUUGCUGCUGUUGCUGUGCUCCAAAGGUACUCAAAAGGGAAAAAUGCCGUGUAAGGGCUCCCUAACUCAUUUCCUUUCACUGCAAAGUCCAUCUGACCCUCCCAAUGGAAGAUAAGGGUUCUUCACUAUUCCUGAAAAAUAGCAGUUCAUGGUGACAGUGAGCAUUUUGGAUGCUUGACAGCCCAUCUUUGAGGAUUUUUCUGGAUGGGAAGGAAAGUGACCUUGUGCCCCAGGCAUUCUUUGUGAAAGCUGCUACAGCUCGGGGGUCAGAGCCUACAAUGUUGAGGGGAAACCCCUGCUCUCUCCUGCAAGACCCCCUAGGUGCUGCAGAGUGGAAAAUGUUUGGCUAGCAGAGAAUGCAAAUGACUUUUACAGUCUGAGGUGCGGGUGUUAAAUUUAGUAAUUGCUGGUGCCAGCUGUGCAAAUUUCUCUUACUGGGGAGGGUGGCUUUCUUUUUUUUUAGUUUUUUUAAUCAUUUGAGGUACUUCCAAUGUGCACAUUGUGACAGGCCUGAGCAAAGAGCUGCUGCCUCCUGCGAGUGAGGCAGAGUCUGGGGGACAGUGGGAAGGAGGGGGCAGGUUUCAUUCCUGGAGUGUUUCCCUGUGGAUGGGAGUGGAUGGUGGGUACAAUCACUGUGCUGUGGAUGGAAGCUUUGAAGGAACCCAUGGCUGAGAAGUGGCGUGGAAGGAAAGAAUGGGGAAAACGAUCUGCUGUUUGCCUCUGAGCAUCUCUGACU